This is a messenger RNA of Brienomyrus brachyistius, 9429 nucleotides long. It is a transcript of the gene itpr3, whose product is annotated as inositol 1,4,5-trisphosphate receptor, type 3. Gene Ontology annotation, molecular function: inositol 1,4,5-trisphosphate-gated calcium channel activity; inositol 1,4,5 trisphosphate binding. The transcript has 58 exons. The coding region runs from base 489 to 8438 and encodes 2649 amino acids. Gene Ontology annotation, cellular component: endoplasmic reticulum; membrane. Gene Ontology annotation, biological process: calcium ion transmembrane transport. Lineage: Eukaryota; Metazoa; Chordata; Actinopteri; Osteoglossiformes; Mormyridae. The record is from RefSeq and is a predicted model, not a curated record.
UGCCCGAUUGUUACUGGUGCGUUUUCAGUACUUAAGCCGGCUGAUCAUGGUUUUUGGAUGCCCUUCAUCUGCAUUUGUGGUCUGUACGGCAAUUACCUGUCUGUAGUCAAUCUUUUGAGUAUCCCACCUAUUUGCAUUGUGUACACUUCCUGGUUUGAAUACUAUUUGGCCCAAGUACACAGCAAACCUGUUAGGACUAACUAGAAGUUUUUUUACGUUUUCAAAGCUGCUCUCCAAGUAUCCGUUUGCAGUUUCAGAAUAGUCGCCUUUAGGUUUGAUUUUUGUUUCCACCUUAGAUAAAAAGGAAGGCUGAAACUUUGUGUAUGAGUUGGCACACAACAGGAACGGGUCGCCAGGAAGAGCGCGGCGUUUAGAGAGGUGGCGGUCCCACACGCCGAUAUGUAAAAGUAAACCAUCGGUGAAUUUCUCGAAGAUCUUCAUUUUUUACUCCGUUCUCCCGCACCAUACUUUGUUCCUUGAAGAAAACAAUGAUGUCUGAUUCUGUGUCUAGCUUUUUGCACAUAGGGGAUAUUGUGUCCCUAUAUGCCGAGGGAUCUGUCAAUGGCUUUAUAAGUACGCUUGGGUUGGUGGACGACCGCUGUGUGGUGGAACCUGCUGCUGGAGACCUGGAAAACCCUCCAAAGAAGUUCAGAGAUUGCCUCUUUAAGGUCUUCCCCAUGAACCGGUACUCUGCUCAGAAGCAGUUCUGGAAAGCCAAGCAGGCAAAACACGAGAAAGAUAAAAUCGCUGAUGUCGUGCUGCUCCAGAAACUACAGCAUGCGGCAAACCUGGAACAGAAGCAGAACGAGACAGAGAACAAGAAGGUGCAUGGGGAUGUGGUGAAGUACGGCAGCGUCAUCCAGCUCUUGCACAUGAAGAGCAACAAGUACCUCACUGUGAACAAGCGGCUUCCAGCCCUGCUGGAGAAGAAUGCUAUGCGGGUUACACUAGACAGCACCGGUAAUGAGGGCUCCUGGCUCUUCAUACAACCCUUCUGGAAGUUGCGGGCCAAUGGGGACAAUGUGGUGGUCGGAGACAAGGUCGUUCUAAACCCAGUGAAUGCAGGACAGCCACUCCAUGCCAGCAACUACGAGCUGCCUGACCAUGUGGGCUGCAGGGAGGUCAACUCUGUGAACAGCAACACUAGCUGGAAGAUCAACUUGUUUAUGAUGUUCAGUGAUCAUAAGGAUGACGUCCUAAAAGGGGGCGACGUGGUGCGACUGUUUCACGCAGAGCAGGAGAAGUUUCUGACAUGCGAUGAGUACAAGUCCAAGCUGCACGUCUUUCUUCGGACAACACUGCGGCAAUCUGCAACCUCUGCUACCAGCUCCAAUGCAUUGUGGGAAGUGGAGGUCGUGCACCAUGACCCAUGUCGAGGGGGGGCUGGUCACUGGAAUAGCUUGUACCGCUUCAAGCAUCUGGCCACAGGAAGCUACUUGGCUGCUGAGGAAAAUCCAGGUUAUAAAGGAGACAACACUGAGGGCCAGACUGUUAUGGACACUGGGCGCAGCAGCAAGAGGAACCUUGGGGAGAAGGUGAAGUACAAGCUAGUGGCAGUGUCCCAUGGGAAUGACAUUGCAUCACUCUUUGAGCUGGACCCUACUACCCUACAGAAAACGGACUCCUUCGUCCCCAGGAACUCAUAUGUGCGUCUGCGUCACCUCUGCACCAACACCUGGAUACAGAGCACCAACGUACCCAUCGACUACACAGAAGAAAGACCUAUCCGACUCAUGGUGGGUACCUGCCCCACAAAAGAGGACAAAGAGGCAUUUGCCAUCGUCUCUGUACCGGUGAUGGAGAUCCGUGACCUGGACUUCGCAAAUGAUGCUAGCAUAAUGUUGAGCAAAAUGGUGGAUCAGUUCAGCAGUGGUUUCAUCAGUCAGAAUGACAGAAGGUUUGCCAUCAAACUGCUAGAGGACCUGGUGUUUUUUGUGGUGGACAUGACCAACACUGGUCAGCCCGUGCUGGAUGUGACCAUGACCAAGCCCAACCGCGAAAGGCAAAAGCUCAUGCGUGAGCAGAAUAUCCUUAAACAGGUGUUUGGCCUUCUGAAAGCCCCAUUCAAAGGCAUACUACGCCUAGAGGAGCUAUCAGACCAGAAGAACGCCCCUUACCAGUACAUGCUCCGCCUCUGCUACCGGGUGUUGCGCCACUCGCAAGAGGACUAUCGCAAGAACCAGGAGCACAUAGCCAAACAGUUUGGGGUGAUGCAGGGUCAGAUUGGCUAUGACAUACUGGCUGAGGACACCAUCACAGCACUGCUGCACAACAAUCGCAAACUGCUUGAGAAGCACAUCACCAAGACAGAAGUGGAGACGUUUGUCAACCUGGUGCGGCGUAAUCGGGAGCCCAGGUUCCUGGAUUAUCUGUCAGACCUGUGUGUCUCCAACAAUGUGGCCAUACCUGUGACUCAGGAGCUCAUCUGUAAGUGUGUUUUGGAUCCGAAGAACUCAGACAUCCUUAUCAAGACUGAACGACGUCCUGCCAAGGAGGGGCCCCAUUCCUCAAGGUACUCAAGCGAAGAGGAUUUUGGAGAUCUGGACGAGGUGUGGCUGCUCUGGAUGGACAAAGCCAACGAAAAGCAGGAGAACAGCAUCCACCAACUGGCACAGGGAGCUGGACAGGGCAAUGCUCAUGAUGAGAAUGUGCUGACUUACUACAGGUACCAACUGAAGCUCUUUGCCCAGAUGUGCCUAGACCGGCAAUAUUUGGCCAUUGACGAGAUUUCUAAGCAGCUGGAUGUGGAGCUGAUCUUUCUGUGCAUGAUGGAUGAGCGUUUGCCCUAUGAUCUGCGUGCCUCCUUCUGCCGGCUCAUGCUACAUGCACACGUUGACCGUGACCCACAAGAGCUGGUGACUCCUGUCAAGUUUGCUCGCCUCUGGACUGAAAUUCCUACCUCAAUCACCAUAAAAGACUAUGACUCCAACAUGGAUGACACUCGUGACAACAAGAAAAACAAAUUUGCCAACACCAUCUCUUUUAUGGAGGAGUACCUCAACCAAGUACUCAACGAUGACCUCCCCUUCGCCAUCAAAGAGAAAAACAAGCUCACCUAUGAGGUGGUGAGUCUGGCCAGACACCUUAUUUAUUUUGGGUUCUACAGCUUCUUUGAGCUACUGAGACUGACCCGCACGCUGCUUGGUAUCAUCGACUGCACCCCCAGCCAGAUGCUGAUGAAUCCCAUGUUCAACGAUGAUGGCAGUGGGAAGAAUAUGAAGCGCUCCAUCCACCACAUGGGGCAGAUGAUGACCACAAUGGUGCUGAGUCGUAAGCAGUCACUGUUCAGUGGCGGAAGUAGGUCCAGCCUGGGGGCAGAGGCGCUGGGCCGCACCAAGGACAGCAUCGACCAGCAGGAUGUCACCGUCAUGGACACUAAACUGAAGAUCCUGGAGAUCCUGCAGUUCAUCCUCAAUGUCAGGCUGGACUACCGGCUGUCCUUCCUGCUCUCCGUCUUCAAGAAGGAGUUUGUGGAGGUGUUCCCCAUGGAGGAUGCAGAUGCCACCACAGCCAUGGAACUAUCAGCAACUAUAAACCUGCAGCGUAUAGGGGAGCAGGCAGAAGCUAUGUUUGGAGUUGGGAAAGAGAACAGCAUCCUGGAGGUGGACGAUGAGGGCGGACGCAUGUUCCUGCGAGUGCUUGUCCACCUCAUCAUGCAUGACUAUCCACCACUAAUCUCUGGUGCCCUGCAGCUCCUCUUCAAACACUUCAGCCAGAGGCAGGAGGUCCUGCACACAUUCAAACAGGUUCAGCUGCUAAUUUCCAGUCAAGAUGUGGAGAACUUCAAGCUCAUAAAACGUGACCUGGACCGCCUGCGCACCAUUGUGGAAAAGUCCGAGCUCUGGGUGGAGAAGAAGGGCAGUUCCGGUGGGGGAGACAGCAAAAAGGACAGCGAAAAGAGCAAGGACAAGGACAAGGAACCAGUCAAAUCAGGUCCUGAGGAUGCUGCUACCAAGAAAGAGAAGAUGGAGAAGAACAGCGAGAACUACCAAGCUGUCAAGGAGAUCUUGGAGGGAUUGAAUAAGAUGUGUAGCUCUGGUGUGUGGAAGAAGCAACAACGUCUACUAAAGAACAUGGGGGCCCACAAAGUAAUGCUGGACCUUCUGCAGGUGUCCUAUGACAAGAAUGACACUAAGAUGCAGGAGAUCAUAAAGUACACCCACCAGUUCUUGCAGAAGUUUUGUAUGGGGAAUGCAGAGAACCAGGCUCUCCUGCACAAGCACUUGAAUCUUUUCCUUAAUCCUGGGUUGUUGGAGGCAGAAACUGUUCAGCAGAUCUUCAGCAACAACUACCAGCUGUGCACGGAAAUCAGUGAGCCAGUCCUGCAGCACUUCAUUCACUGUCUAGCCACACGGGGGCGCCAUGUGCAGUACAUCAACUUCCUGCACACCAUCAUCAAGGCUGAGGGGAAAUAUGUCAAGAAGUGUCAGGACAUGAUCAUGACCGAGCUGAGCAAUGCUGGUGAGGACGUGCUGGUUUUCUACAACGACAAGACGUCCUUUGCCACCAUGCUGGAACUGAUGGCGUUAUCACGAGAGGGCAUAAAGGAAGGCAGCCCACUGCGCUACCACAUUGCCCUGGUGGACCUGCUGGCUGCCUGUGCUGAGGGCAAGAAUGUGUACACUGAGAUCAAGUGCACGUCACUGCUCCCCCUAGAGGACAUUGUCAAUGUGGUCACCCACGAGGACUGCAUCACAGAGGUGAAGAUUGCCUAUGUGAACUUUGUGAACCACUGCUAUGUGGACACAGAAGUGGAAAUGAAGGAGAUUUACACCAGUAAUCACAUCUGGAACCUGUUUGAGAACUUCACAGUGGACAUGGCUAGAGUGUGCAGCAACCGAGAGAAGCGCUUCUCCGACCCGGUGCUAGAGAAGUACGUCAUCAAUGUGGUGCUGGACACCAUCAAUGCAUUCUUCAGCUCCCCGUUUUCUGAAAACAGCACUUCCCUGCAGACCCACCAUACCAUAGUGAUCCAGCUGUUGCAGUCCGCCACACGGCUUCUCGAUUGCCCCUGGCUGCAGGCACAGCACCGUGGCCUUGUGGAGUCCUGCAUCCGGACACUGGUCAUGACUGUCAAGUCUGCAGGGGUGACUGUGGAGCUGAGCGCCCAGGUGAAAAAUAUACUGAACAACCCCGGUACUCUGUCUCGCACUAAUCCCAACUACAAGAACCCCUCAAGGGCAAACCGUCCCCCCAUCCCCAGCAGCCCCUGGGACUACAAGAACAUAAUAGAAAAGCUGCAGGAUGUGAUAAACACCCUGGAGAAUCGCCUGAAGCCGUUGGUGGACGCCGAGCUUUCGGUACUGGUAGAUGUACUGCAGCAUCCUGAGCUGCUCUUCCUGGAAGGUACAGAGGCCCGUGCACGCUGUGAGACAGGGGGCUUCAUCUCUAAGCUCAUACUGCACACCAAGUCCCUCAUGUCCUCAGAGGAGAAGCUGUGCAUCAAGGUCCUGAGGACACUGCAAGAGAUGCUGAUUCACACGUACACCUUUGAUGACAAGGGUACAGCUCUGAGGAAGGUGCUGUUACAGAACUACCUCUUCAACAAAAAGGGCAACAGCAAAGGGGAAUUAGGGGAACUGGGAGGACUGGAGCUGGAGAGGGACUGGGCAGCGGUGGCGGCGGCCCAGUGCCAUUUGGACAGGGAGGGAGGCACGCGACUCUUCAUUGACCUCAUCAUGAGCACCAAGAACGAGAAUAUCUUCCAGGAGAGCAUUCAGCUAGCCAUCUGCCUGCUUGAGGGAGGCAACACGGAGAUCCAGAAUUCCUUCUACAAGCUGAUGAUGGGGGACAACAAGUCAGAGAAGUUUUUCAAGGUUCUCCAUGACCGAAUAAAAAAUGCCCAGCUGGAUAUCAAGGCCACUGUGUCUGUCAACGUGGGCGAGAUGACCAACAAAGCUAAAGACAGGGAGUUGGACCCUGCAGAGUCCCAGUCGCUAGAGCCUGCACAGGGUUCCAUGGACAUGCGGGAGGCGGAGAUGGAGAUGGGCCCAGCCAUCAGCAUUAUGAAACCCAUCCUGCGAUUCCUGCAACUGCUUUGUGAGAACCACAAUCUGGAUCUGCAGAACUUCCUACGCUGUCAGAACAACAAGACCAACUAUAAUCUGGUGUGUGAGACACUACAGUUUAUGGACAUCAUGUGUGGUAGCACUACUGGUGGCCUGGGCCUACUGGGCCUCUACAUUAAUGAAGGCAAUGUGGGCCUGAUCAUCCAGUCCCUGGAGACACUCACUGAGUACUGCCAAGGACCAUGCCAGGAGAACCAGACCUGCAUUGUAACCCAUGAGUCCAAUGGCAUUGACAUCAUCACAGCACUCAUCCUCAAUGACAUCAGCCCACUGUGUCGCGACCGUAUGGACAUGGUGCUACAGCUCAAGGACAAUGCUUCCAAGCUGCUACUGGCCUUGAUGGAAAGUCGACACGACAGUGAGAAUGCAGAGAGGAUUUUGUUUAAUCUUCGUCCUCAAGAACUGGUUGAUGUCAUAAAGAAGGCAUACUCAGAUGAGAGUGACUGUGAUGGUGAUGUGUCCGAUCGUGAGGUCGGACACAACAUCUACAUCCUGGCGCUUCAGCUGGCCCGGCAUAACAAGAUUCUUCAGAAUUUGCUUAAAUCCCUAAAGAGUUCAAAGGUAGAUGGGGAGGAGGGCAUUUCCUCAAUGCUCAACUUGAACAACCGUCCAUUGUCCAAGAUGUUGAAGUCAUCGGUCCCAGUGGAACAAGAAGAGGAGGACCCACUGAAGUACUAUGAGUUACACACUUCACAGAUUGAGAUUGUGAGGGAUGACCGCAGCAUGGAGCAGAUUAUAUUCACAGUCCACCCUAUCUGCCAGUUCCUUACUGAAGAAUCAAAGGUCCGUGUCUUCAACACCACCGAGCAGGAUGAGCAGGGCAGCAAGGUCACUGACUUCUUUCAACAGACGACCUUUCUGCAUAAUGAGAUGAAGUGGCAGAAGAAACUCCGCAGCAUGCCGGUUCUGUACUGGUUCUCUCGCCGGAUGACCUUGUGGGGGACAAUCUCCUUCAACUUGGCCGUCUUCAUCAACCUCAUUAUUGCCUUCUUCUACCCUUACCAUUCAGGACAAGGAGCUGUUGACUCCUCCUUGCUGUGCAUGCUGUUCUGGGGCUUCGCUGGCCUGUCUGUCAUGGGCCUUUUCUCCCAGCGCUAUGGCCUGAGGCCUCUCACCAUUGCCCUCAUUCUGCGUUCAAUCUACUACUUUGGCAUUGGUCCCACAUUAAUCCUACUAGGAACGCUUAAUCUUAUCAAUAAGAUCGUAUUCGUGGUCAGCUUUGUGGGCAACAACGGCACCUUCAUCAACGGGUACCGCGCCGUCCUGAUGGACAUGGAGUUCCUCUACCACCUGGCUUACGUGUUGACCAGUUUGCUGGGACUGUGUGUCCAUGAGCUCUUCUACAGUAUCCUGCUGUUUGACUUGAUCUACCGGGAAGAGACUCUCUUCAACGUCAUCAAGAGCGUCACGCGGAAUGGGCGCUCCAUCCUCCUCACCGCGCUGCUGGCCCUCAUCCUUGUCUACCUCUUUUCCAUCGUGGGCUUUCUCUGCCUCAGGGAUGACUUCAUCAUGGAGGUGGACCACCUGCCACUACUAGAUGCUCAACACCAGGACACGACUGACAAGACAUUUGGAUCAUGUCCCGGGGACCGAGUGAGCUGCUCCGCAGAAGAGAGGGUUCCUGUGGUUAUCGAGGAAGAGGAGGACAGUUCGGAGCGAGCCUGUGACACACUCCUGAUGUGCAUUGUGACCGUAAUGAACCACGGCCUGAGGAAUGGGGGAGGAGUGGGAGAUGUGCUGCGCAGACCGUCCAAAGAUGCACCGCUCUUCCCAGCACGGGUGGUCUAUGACCUGCUGUUUUACUUUAUCGUCAUCAUCAUUGUUCUCAACCUGAUCUUCGGGGUCAUCAUUGACACCUUUGCAGACCUGCGCAGCGAGAAGCAAAAGAAAGAGGAGAUUCUGAAGACCACCUGCUUUAUAUGCGGCUUGGAGAGGGAUAAAUUUGACAACAAGACAGUAUCCUUUGAAGAGCACAUCAAGAUGGAGCACAACAUCUGGAACUACUUGUACUUCAUAGUGCUGGUGAGGGAGAAGAACAAGACUGAUUAUACGGGACCAGAGAGCUAUGUGGCCAGAAUGAUCAAGAAUAAGAACCUGGACUGGUUCCCGCGUAUGCAGGCCAUGUCACUGGUGGUCACUGAGGGUGAAGGGGAGCAGAACGAAAUGAGAAAUCUGCAGGAUCGGCUGGCCUCCACCAUGAAACUUGUCUCCAAUCUCACAGGACAGUUGACUGAGCUGAAGGAACAGAUGACGGAGCAGAGGAAGCGCCGGCAGAGGAUGGGCCUGGUAGACGUGCAGAGUGGCAGCUGUGUUUCCACGACCCCCAGUGCUGCUGGCGGUGGGAGCAACCACCAGUUCGUCAAAGCCUAGGGCCCCAGCAAACCCACUAAUGACGGAGCAUGCAAAUGCAGCGCCAGGGUGAAGAAGUUAAAAGGCGUGUUCAGAAACUCUUUGGACGGUUCUAACAAUGAGAAGGCGAGGGGUGACUGGGAUUAACACUUAACAUCCCUUAGAAAAAGUUCAGCAACUCACAAUGAGUUGGUUUCACCCAUACAGGAUUUUAAGAAAUGCACCUACAAGCAAACCUGCUGUUUUCGAAAUGUACUUAGCAGUUGAUUUCCAGCUGCUCUAUCCACUGGCAGAUGUAUUCAAGCAAUGUGUCCUUUAUUAAAUUUAGAAAGGACACCCGUCAGUAUCUGUGCUCUAUGCACUGUGUGGUUCCGCUUUUCCACAGUGCACAGGCAGGUUAAAAGGACGUGUUGCCAUUUGCUGCAUCCCGCCAGUGCUGCCGAUCGCGAUGCACUCUGCGGCGGCAUGAAGGAAGAGGAGGCCGUAAUGCAGGACAGACACAGCAUGUGACUCUACGCGGCUCUCAUGUUAUCCAGGAAACUCCCUCCAAUGUCCUACUGGGAGUUCACGACUGUGAAGCAGAUGUCAAUCUUAUGUUUUUUUUGCACACGCAUACCUCUGCAGACAAUGGGCAGGUCCCCAUAUAUACCACACGCUCCACAUGAUUUUAUUUCUACAAAUCCCGUAUAUGAAUGAUGUUUAUAGAGAUUUUAAGGCCAUGUCAUGUGGUUCCUCACUCCACAGAAGUUGGUAGAUGCCAGCAUCAUGUUGUGCAUAGAUGAAACCUGGGACCUUUUGUUAUUUAUAAAUGCACUAAUGUGUUGCACAUGGAAGCUCCCAUGUGUAGCUUAAUGGUAUCGUUCACUACUGACAGAACUACCUUUGCCUGUUUUUAAUGCCUGCUGUAUUCAAAUGAGACUUAUAGACAAAAUAUAUUGAAUUAUUAACCAUCAACUGUUUAUUUACUGUAUGGUGAUACAUACUAUAUUAUAUUAUAGACUGAAAAAUUUGA